Humulus lupulus (European hop) is the source of this 942-nucleotide messenger RNA. RefSeq names its product ferredoxin-thioredoxin reductase, variable chain-like. The transcript has a single exon. Bases 137 to 688 code for a protein of 183 amino acids. The record is from RefSeq and is a predicted model, not a curated record. Gene Ontology annotation, biological process: photosynthesis. NCBI's taxonomy places the organism in Eukaryota, Viridiplantae, Streptophyta, Magnoliopsida, Rosales, Cannabaceae.
AAUAUUAUCAAUAAGAACACAGUGAACCGCGGAAAUGGGAAAUAUCUGAACUAUCUUACCCAAAAUAAAGAAAUAAAAUUUUGAAGAGAGAAAAAAAAUUGUUAAAAUCAUCCGAACUAGAAACGAAAGAAGAAAAAUGAGUACGGCCACUAUAGGAUUAUUGAGCUCGGCGGCAACCGCCGCGUCUUCCUUCACCCGCUCCGGCGCCGGUUAUGCUUCACCUGAUCAUCCCACCAUUUUCGGACCCAUGAAUUGUUCUUCCUCUUCUUCUUCCUCUCUAUCGCUCUCAUUUUUGCCUCCCAAAAUUGCUUCUCCUAUUACCAACAGAAGAAGAAGAAGAAGUGUUAGUUGUGAAGUCGCUAUCAAAUCGGACUCAACGACGUCGUCUUCUUCUUCCGAUUUGUCGGCUUCGUCGUCGUCUCUUUCUGAAGAAGACGCCGCCGGAGUAGCUAAGGUUGGAGCGAGGGUUAGGGUUAAGGUGCCAUUAAAGGUUUAUCAUGUUCCAAAAGUUCCGGAGAUAGAUCUUAUGGGAAUGGAAGGGGAAAUAAAGCAGUAUGUUGCGAUUUGGAAGGGGAAGCAAAUCUCAGCUAAUCUACCUUACAAGGUUCAGUUCGUCACUGAAGUCGAAGGUCGUGGCGCUGUUAAGCUCUUGGCUCAUCUCAAGGAAGAUGAAUUUGAGUACGUUUAGGUUUUCUUCUCCUUCAACUCCCAUGGCUUCCGCACCAGGCAAAUAUCUGUUCUUUACUCUUUGUUUUCUACUCUCUCUAUGGUGAAAAUAAAAACUUGAAUACAUUAUUGCCCAAGAGCUGAGUUCCCAAUACAGUAUUGUAUGUAAAUCACUUUGAUUCUGAUGUUAUUACUUUUGAUGUAAUUGAUAUAUUAUUCUGGCUAUACUGUUGUUAUUGCCAUUAGAUUGUGGAAUAUAUGCUCGUUUUUGGGUUA